AUGAUUGUCGCAAAUGCUACCUCACGGGUGGACAUCGAGAAAUUCGAAGGAGCCGCCCUUGUGAGGAGGUUCACAGAUGAGUUGAAAGGGCAAACGACUCUAGAACGCGCCACCAUCAGCGCGCAACAAGAGCAGGAUGCUCUUAUAGAGGAACAGAUGGAAGCGCGUAUGCGAGCAUUGUACAAAGAUCCCGAUGGAAGUGGCGCGUCUUUUCAUGCUGCCGAGUCAGCCAGACUUGCACUGGUGAAGACAUGCAAAACUUUCGAGACGCAAGAGCAGCCCUCAACGUUGUCGAAGAUUGGGUUCAACCGAAAGCCAGCUAGAUCGACAGCGAAUACAGCUUUGCAAAGCAGAGUCGCAGACGGGUUCGUCCAUUUGAGCGAGUACAUCGGCAACCUGGAAACCGAGUGGAGGUCCAAACAAGGAAGGGCUGCUCAAAGAUUUCGAAGCAUAUGCGGCGGACUAAACGCUCACAAGAGUGCAUUCGAAAUCUUCCCAUCGCAGAACGAAUAUGCUUCCGCGUUAUGCGGUGGUCUCAAAUUAAUCGUCACUGCUGCCGUCAAUCACGACGAGAUCUCCGACACUAUCUCUGAGACUGUGACCACGAUCACCGAGAAAGCAGGCCGCGCUAGCUAUAUACUGCUCAAUGUCCGCUCAAAACCGGCACGUGAACUGUAUUCCGAGCUGUACGCGCAAGUCUUCCUCUUUUAUCGUGAUGCCAUCGAGUGGUAUAUGAAGAGUAAAACCUCUCGAUUCUUCAGCAGUUUCAACGAGAACUUGAAAGGUCGUUACCAAAGCGCUGCUGAAAAGAUUAACGCCAUUAUCUAUGAGAUGCACGGACUGCAGAACACCGCUCAAUUCGCUUAUCUUAGGAUAAACCUUCCUGAGCAACAGCGUCUUGAUGAAAUUCUCCACUCACGACAGCAAAACCGUGAUUCUUCUAGCUUAGUCUGGUCAGGAAUGCACGCACGACGGCUACUUUUAAGCUUGUGCGAUAGUGCUUCCAACGAAGCCUCGAACCACAGUCGCGUACAAUAUGAGGAGCAUCGUGAUGUUUCUGUUCCACCUCAAAGGGACGUAGUCUCUAACUUGAUCAAUCGCGCAGUCGCAGGAAAGUUUGCCGCAAGGUUAAAGAAGUGGGUCAUAGGAAGUGAGGGCCAUUCACUCUUGAACGAAGGGAGUUUUUGGCUCCCAGAAGUUGACAUAGUAUGGAGAUUGCAAGAGUGGAUCGGGAACGAGCCGAACUCUCCAACCCUAUGGAUCUCGAGCCCAGAAGUAUCUCAGGUCGAGCUUUCUGGGUCACGCGCGGCUGCCUUGAAUGCGCUUGUUGCGGCGUGGACGGCGGAGUUACCGAUUACCUCACACUUUUGCGAACGGGCACGGUAUGCAACUCUCUCAGAAGGCCAGGAUGUCGAAAAGGUUGGCCUCAUUGGACUAGUAUACAACCUAAUUACCCAACUCUUGCAAUUCAAUUUCGAUAACGACGAGUUUGAAAUACCCCAGCCGCAAGUAGAAGCUCUCAACGGAUCAGACGAAAGCUGGUCUCAAGCUCUGGAUAUGCUGUCGGCGCUCCUGAAAGCAACACCUCAUCUCUGUAUAUGCGUGAUCGAUGGUCUCAACGAUCUAGCGUUCUCCGGUGGGGAAAAAUGGUGCAGCGACUUUCUACUGAUGCUGUUUGAGCACCAAAGGUCGUGUUGUGGCAGCUUCAAGAUCUUGCUUACCACCUCAGGCCAGUCCCGGGUACUGCAGGAGCAUGUAGACGUCGCUGACCAUAUAUUUACGCAUACGGAGGCUCGGGAGGUUAUUCGUGCUGGGCGUUGGUAUAAAGACUCGGGAAGUUGA
Pyrenophora tritici-repentis Pt-1C-BFP is the source of this 1842-nucleotide messenger RNA. RefSeq lists its product as uncharacterized. Lineage: Eukaryota; Fungi; Ascomycota; Dothideomycetes; Pleosporales; Pleosporaceae. The record is from RefSeq and is a predicted model, not a curated record.